AUGUGUUUCGGACAAUAUGUUCGAUUCCGAUGGGGGGCGACGACGACUCCACCGCAACUAUGCAGGCAAUUCAGUCAUCAGUCUCUUCUCCACCUAGUCCACGAUGAAGCACGGACCUCCGCCACCGGAUUCAAUGGACGCUUCAAGAAGGAGUGCACGGACCUUUCCAGAAUAGUCGCCUUGUUGUCGCAUUUUGGGGAAGAAAUUUGGGAUUUUCAAGCUGAUAGUGGGCCCUUGCAUUUGGCGUGUUUUUCGUCAUCGUUUUUGUCUUCCAUAUCUCAACUAACGGCAGCUCUUACAGCUGCUAAAAUGUUGCUUCAGUCUGCAGGAACCAUCGAUCACGAUACUUUCCCUACUUAUGAGAGAUCAUGCAUAGAAAGAUGGAUCAAUCGUGGGAAUACAACAUGCCCAAAAACUUAAAAACCUGGAUCUUACUCCAAACUGUGAGUUGAGAAGUUUGAUAGCUCAGUGGUGUAAAGAUCAUGAUGUUGAAAAACCAAGGACUAAGGGCAUGCGACAUUAUCAUCAUGUGC
Lactuca saligna is the source of this 533-nucleotide messenger RNA. The record is from the annotation of a GenBank genome assembly. NCBI's taxonomy places the organism in Eukaryota, Viridiplantae, Streptophyta, Magnoliopsida, Asterales, Asteraceae.